AGUUCCGUGUUGAUUGAAAAUAUGCUCGGUUAUUUUCAGAUAUUCGAACCAGGGGGACCAUAGAAACAAAAUAUGUCUCAAUCACAAGCAGAAAAUUUCGUGACAGUCGUGGCAGUAGGAACAAAUCAACAAGACUCCAGUAAAGAAAACAUCAAUUUCGACUCCAACGGCUCCGGGUAUGUGACAGUUUUAACAAUCGGUGAUAACGAAAACAGCAAAGUUCUCAAAGAUGCAACGGAAGAAGUGAUAGUUUACAGAUUACCAGGGGAAAGACUGGGCUUUGGGCUCAAAUUCGAAGGAGGCACCAAAGCCAGUGAAUUCGUUAAACGGCUUUUCAUCCAAUCUUGUGCAGAAGACAGUCCUGCCUCCCGCGUAAAAAGUUCGUGGGGAAAAUUAUCCGAAGGAGACGAAGUUCUAGAAAUAGACUCCAUUCCGGUCAACACCCUCACCAGGAUAGACUGCGUGAGAUGCCUCAAAGACUCUAAUGUAGCCAUAAAAUUAUUAAUUCGCCAUAUCUACCAGCAACCCACGAAAAGUAAAUCGGAAGAGACUCCGACAGUUAUUGGAGCUGAUGAAAAAAGAACUCCCCCACCUCCACCGCCAGUUCCACCUAGAAAAAUUCCGAGGAAGUUAUUAAAAAACAGUACAGCUGUGCCUAAAGAACCGUCCGAUAAUGCACAUGAGAACACUGUUAGAUCGGAGCAAAGUAUGCCUAAAAAGCUCCAAUCACCUAGGAGCAGUGUGGGUCCUUGUAGUUCCCCAGACGUAUCCCGAAGAGACAGGAGGUUUUCUGAUGGCAGCCUAGGACCACCUGAUGCUGAAGUAUACGUCGAUCUCUUUCUGCAAGAAUCUACGCAGAGUCUCAGCGAAUCGGAUGAAACAGGAAGUACUAUAUCGACAGUUAUUGAUAAAUUCGGUUCGAUUCCCACCACAACCACCUCGAGUUUUUCCGGAAGUUUACCUUCCACGCCGACCUCAUUACAAAGACAACUCGAUAUUUCAAAUAUAAACAUUUAUGAUGAUGAUGAUCCGAUAGUAGCGACUAAACAUUCGGGGAAACCCUUAAUGAUACGCAGAGAAGAAAAUAAUAAUAUAAUCAUGGAUGAGGAAAAUCCUCUCUGUUUUCAGGAUGCUCCCCUGAGUUAUGGCAAUGAAAACACUAAGGUCAUCGUUCCUGAAAGUAAAGACGUGAGGGAAGACCCGAUUAUAAAAGAAGAUACCAAGCAAAUCAUGAAAAAGCCGCCAGUACCUCCACGUUCCAAAGAUACAAUGCUGUCAUCCGUUGAGAAAAAUGAUGACAGCAAAAAAUACAACGGGAACCUACUUCCAAGACUCGUAGAUUUUGUGCCAAAGUCUUGUAACGGCAUCAAGGAGAAUAUUGAAACAUCCACUGAAAUAAUGAAACUCUUCCUAGAGAAUGAGAGGUGCAAAACUGAUAUUGUUGAUUACGAUAGUCCUGCUAGUGAUAACAUUGACACCUACACUAACGGAAUUGAUUUAUAUUCUUCCAAAUGGAGCAUAUCGCAACUUGCUACGAUUGGUGAAGUCGAAGAAGAAGGAAGCUUGGAUUCUAGUCCCAAUAGACCAACAGAGAACUCUCCUCCAAUGGUUAUAGUUGAAAAUACAGAUUCAAGUGAAGAAAUCGAAUCACUAGAAAAUGAAGACGUAGUUGAUAAUGAGGACAUAGCUGACAAUGAAGAUAUAGUUGACAAUGAAGACGUAGUUGUCAAUGAAGAUGUAGUUGAUAAUAAAGAAUCCCAUGGGACCAUGGCAAAUCUACCGAGUGAUUCUAGACAACCACCAGAUGGGCAUGAGUUUCCUGAUUUCAUAGAAGAUACCAGGAAACAUCCCGAGCAGCGGUAUUUUCAAGAAGCUAAAUCGCAAAAAAGUGUCUCGACAGCAACGUAUACUCCACUAACAAUGCAGACCUCCUUAGAAGAUAUCCCCAAGGCAAGUAAUCUCCUACUUUGCCAACAAGUCAGUGCCUCGAAUACCGAUCUGUGUCCGAAAUUGUACGAUUCCGCUGAGGAUUUGAAGAACACAGAACCAAUUCCUGAACCAAGUAGACUUCACAUACGAUCCCAGAGUCUGGUCGAUAUGACAUCAAUCAGCAAACAGAAGAACAAUAAAUGGAACCAACUCAUCGAGCAACGAAAAAAGGGACUGUCGAAACUCAAAGGACUAGUGAUUCCAGAGAAUAUAGAAAGUGAUACAUCAACAUCUGUGAAUAUACCGGUAAUCAAGAGUCAGAACACAACUGUGAAUAUACCUGAAUUUAAGAGCCGAAACGCUGAUAUGUUUGUGCAUGUGCCAAAAUUAGAUAAUAACGGUACCAGUGAUGAAAUUCAUGUGAGGAUUCGCCCUGAGAUCUCCAGAUCCUCAUUGGCUGCACUUCCUUGGGCUUCAGAUUCUCCUAGCAGUUUUCCUAAAUAUUCUCCAGCUUUCAAGAGAAAAAGUCUUCAAGUCUACCCGACAAAUAUUAGUAAGAGUGAAAGUGAGUACCAAACAACAAUCGAAUUUCCUAAAUAUUGUGAUAAAUCUAGCGGUAAAAAUAGUAAACUGAGUGAUGAUGACCUGCAUCCUCCCAAAUCUUUGGAAAGCAUUUCCUCGCCUACCAGAUCAGACUGCAGCUUCGACUACGUGAACUCUACGAGGAGAUACAUCAAAGAAUCUGAUUCCUAUGCAAAACUGGCAAAUAACAAAACUGAGGACGAGAGCGACAACGAUUCGGCUGUGAGUUCUAGUCAAUCCAGCUACAACUCGAGAUAUUCCCCUCCUCCGUCGCCUAAUAGGUCUUCCGAUCUCAAUAAUUUUAGCAAAAAAGAGGAAGACGAAGACGACGCGAAUGCCCAUAACCGAUUGCUGAAGAGGUCGAGCGUCGAAGCCAUCAACAGGAAAAACAUUUUGGCUUCAGCAAAAUGCAGAAGUGGCAAGGAUCUGAAGAUCGGUUCCCCGGUCAUCCGCAGAAGACAGGAAGAAACAGCUAAUGGCGAGGACGAAGAGGAUAAAAGUGUCGCCAUAGAAGCUAGGAAGACUGAAUCGAUAGUUUUGGAAAGAGUUGACCAAACAGUUGUUGAAGAUGCAGUAUCGAAGAACGAGGAUGUUAUUACCCGGCAACUGGUCACCGAAAAUACUGAUGUAAUUGGAAAGAUUCCGAAUGAAAUGAGUAAUGUUGACAGAAGUAGAUCUCCUCCGAAGCCAUAUUUAAGAACUUCAUCUUUACCAGUUAGUCCUCUGACAUUAACCGUUCAAACAAGGAGCUCAGAGUCUCCCAGAGAACCGAGGAUAUCCAGAGAUUUCUAUAGCCACCGAAAAUCAGUUCCGAUCAAUGUGAAGGCUUUGAAAGAAAAUUUCGAAAAUUUCGGAUCUACUCCCUCACUAACUCCUCCAAAACCGACAACUCCUUCCAGCAAGUACCAAACAGUACCUACAAGAAACAUCAGAGCGGAAAUUGCCAAAAAGGAAAUCAAAAUCGCAAACGAUAUCGAAAAAGAAGAAGCUGUAAAAAAAACGGAAAAACCUCCGACUGCAACCGUCAGAGACGUUAAACCACUACUACUCGAAAAGACGGUUUUGUCUACUGAGAAGGUAUCAGAAACCACCACUGUCAACUUGAAGUCUGGAGCAGUUGGAAUGAGUCUUGGAAUCACUUUGUCUGGAGGAACAGACGAAAAUAAAGAUAUAACAAUACACCGUAUUAGAUAUGCUAGCAUAGCAUAUCAAGAUGGUCGUUUGAAACGUGGAGACAAAAUACUCUCAGUGAAUGGAAAAGUCACCAAAGGUCUGACUCACUCCGAGGCUGUGGAAUUACUUAAGGAGGCAGUUAUCGACUUCGAGAUUGUUAUUGAAGAAGGUGACAAUAAUUUGCUAUCACCAACAAGCACUACUCCUUUACAAAGAAGAUCAUCAUCUAUGUCAGUUCUAUCCGAUAUCAAAACUUCUUCGGUGGACGUUGUCGAGAAAACAGCCAACUUUGUCAUACAAAUGCAGAAAGAAUCUUCUGGACUUGGAUUCAGUAUUGAGGGUGGCAAAGAUUCGCCUCAAGGAGAUGUGCCAUUAGUUGUUCGCAAAAUAUUCACUGGUGGGCCGGCUGAUAAAUGCGGUGAGCUGAAAGUUGGAGAUGAAAUCAUUAAAAUAAAUGAAGUGAAGCUGGCUAACUUAUCCAGAAUCGAAGCUUGGAAUUUGAUGAAGAGGAUCCCUGAUGGGCAAGUUCGUGUCCAUAUUUAUAGAUAACUUUUAUAUAUACCAAUUACAUUAUACAAUAUUGUCCUAUAUGUUCUGUUAUUGUUUUUGAUCUUGCCAAAUUACCCAUGAAUCAUGGAAUAUGGAGUGUACGUGAUUUGAUUAAAAUUAUUAUCAUUAAUUUAUGCAAAUUUCGUUAGAUUUUUAUAUAUAUUUUAUAUGAAAGCUUUGUGUAAUAAUUAUUUAUGUGUAUUUAUACCUACUGUAAAUAUAAAUGUUUCCCAAUAUAUUUUCAAAUU
Molecule: messenger RNA, 4481 nt
Organism: Phaedon cochleariae (mustard beetle)
Lineage: Eukaryota; Metazoa; Arthropoda; Insecta; Coleoptera; Chrysomelidae
Source: the annotation of a GenBank genome assembly